Messenger RNA from Pomacea canaliculata, 2138 nucleotides. Its product is annotated as protein ADP-ribosylarginine hydrolase-like. Bases 533 to 1591 code for a protein of 352 amino acids. The transcript has 12 exons. Gene Ontology annotation, molecular function: magnesium ion binding; ADP-ribosylarginine-[protein] hydrolase activity. The record is from RefSeq and is a predicted model, not a curated record. NCBI's taxonomy places the organism in Eukaryota, Metazoa, Mollusca, Gastropoda, Architaenioglossa, Ampullariidae. Gene Ontology annotation, biological process: protein de-ADP-ribosylation.
UGACAGACUGAGAAUGAGAAUAGAAACUGUGCCUCUCUCUCCCUCUCUUAUAUUUCUUUUUUUUUUUUUUCAUAGCUUGAUCUGUGCAAAGAGUAUAGAAGACUAAAUAAAAUUACAAGAAAACUGUUACCUAUCAUGGCUGUGCGAAAUAUCCAGGUAUUAUGACACCGACACGCAUGCUGUAUAAUACUUUAUAUGUUAUAUAUAGCACCUACAUCAAGUCGCGUACAAUCCGGAACAUCGUACACGGACCGUAUAAAUAGCCAUCACUAAUUAUUUUAGGCUCUGAAAAUGUUCAUAUAAAAGCUCAAGCGAUUAUCAUCAUUCGCAACUGUCGGACUUCUACAAGUCUUUUAGCAAGAUCACAGGUUGAGAAACCACGAGAUUGUCGUCGUAUAACCGUACCGGCAAGAUUUUAUAUCCAUAAAACACGAAGUUUUCAGACUAAUGCAGCUAAUAAAAUUUGUGGGAGUUUUAAGACCAUCAACGGGCGGAGAGUGCCUUCAACCUUCAAGAACGUUACCGUGCAGCUAUGGUACUCAGUGGCACAGGAGAUGCUCUUGGGUAUUACAAUGGACGCUGGGAAUUUUGCUCUUCUGGCCUUACCAUAUUCAAUGAGGCAGAAGAAAUGGGUGGAGUUGAAAACAUUCAAGUGAAGCGUCCUAACUGGAUUGUAAGUGAUGACACAGUGAUGCACCUUGCUACUGGUGAAGCUCUUGGUGAGACUAGUGGGCAACCUGACCGUGAGAAACUUUUUUCAUCUUUGGCUUCGUACUACAAAUCAUGCAUGAAAGACAUGGCUGGACGAGCUCCAGGUGCUACAUGUAUGUCAGCAUCCCACAAGCUUCAACCACAUUUAAAAGAUGGCUAUCAUAUACCUUUUAAUCCAAGAGGGGGUGGAUGUGGGGCUGCCAUGAGGGCCAUGUGCAUUGGACUUCGCUAUCCAAGACCAGAUGAUCUAAAGGAUCUGGUGGCUGUGAGUGUGGAGUCUGGGCGCAUGACUCAUCAUCAUCCAACAGGAUACCUUGGGAGCUUGGCAUCUGCACUUUUUACAGCAUUGGCUAUGCAAGGUAGAGCUGUCAAAGAAUGGGGUAGAUGUUUGCUUGACACAUUGCCAUUAGCAUUAACCUACAUUAAAGAGACAGGUUAUGCUGUAGAAGAGAACAAGCAAGCAUGGUCAUACUUUUCUGAAAGGUGGACAGAGUAUUUAAAAGAGCGCAAUUUAGUGAAUGGGACAGCAGAUCCUGUGUUUCCUACAAAAUAUGGUUUUCCUGAAAGAGAUGCAUUCUAUAAAAAGCUCAGCUUUGCUGGCUGGGGAGGAAGCAGUGGCCAUGAUGCUCCUAUGAUUGCGUAUGAUGCUUUGCUUGGUGCUGGCUCCAACUGGAAGGAACUUGCUCACAGGUCCAUGUUUCACGGUGGUGAUUCUGACAGUACAGGUGUCAUUGCCGCCUGUUGGUAUGGAGCUUUAUAUGGCUUUCAGGGAGUUCCAGAAGGCAAUCACAAGUUUGUUGAGUAUAGGGAUCGCCUUGUGAAAGUGGCUGACACUUUGUUAGAUCUAGCCAUGCCUUGUUAUGCACAAGGAAAAGCAUAAAAAACGAUGACAGGACCUCAACUGAGUUCUGCCAUGAUGUGUAAGGCAGUGCUGGAGACAAAACAUAAGCAUAAAGACUUACACAAUUAAACGAAGAUUAUAACUCUUUUCCCAUCAGUGAGCAUUAGGAAAAUCUUGGCUGUCUUUCAGUGUGAGUUCAGUUUACUUUUCACAGCUGAAUCACUUUCAAUUGGGCCUCACUAUAUGGUUGUAUACAUGUAUAGUAUAAGUAAUUAAAACAUUGCACCUCUGACCAGAAAGUUCACUUAAAUGAUUAAAUUAGCUCUGUGCUCUACAGUGUGUACUGGUACAACCAGCUGAAAACUGCAAUUUGUUUCCAUGUUUUAUAUUUCUAUAACUUUGUGUAAUUUCAUAACCUCAGGGUACAUGCUAAAAACUUCUAUUUUCUUGUAGAUGAGUAAUAUUGUUGUUGUUAAAUGAAAAUAAUCAGUAGAAUAACAUUUCUUUCACAAUUUGUCAUUAAAACCAAAAUGUAAUUUAUCUGCUAAAUUGAAGUUCAUUUUUAAAAGCAGAUACUUUUAUACGU